CGACUGACGACUUUUUGUGUGGAUCGACUCGAGUUCGUAUCGUUUGUGUAAUAAACUAUAAACCACGCGCAGUGACUGCUUUUGCUUUAUUACUUGCCCCUGCUGUUUUAUCAAGAAUACAACAAAAUCUUUUCUCGAUUUUCCUUUUUCCCAAGUAAAAUUAUCAAACAACAUAUUUGUGAAUCAGAAAAAGUCAUCAAAUUAAAUAAAAAAAGAACAGCGUACAUAAAUUUUGUCCAAAACUUAUCGCAUCUAUUUUUCACCUCGGUCGGUUGUAGUCGUCGUCGUUUGUAAGGUUUAUUUUGUCAAAAAGCAUUUAUACAUUAAUUUGUUUGUUUAGUGUGAAAAAUCCAUUCCAAAAAAUAAAAUUAACCCUUAACUCUGUUAGAGGUACAUCACUGUACCGUAUACAGAAUAUUUGAAGUUUUGUGAAAAUAAUUCUGUGAAAAAUUAGAAGUAAGCUUAGCAGGAGGCCAAAACAAAAAUUUUGCACCUUAAAAUAAAUCGCAGCCAGUUUGAAAUCACAAAUAUAUGGUUUAAUGCACAAACGCAUAUUUAUAUUUGUAUGAUUUUUAAAAUACAAAUCUAACUGCCGGAACGUCCUAUGAAAUCAAACACAUUUUAUUAAAUACUUCUGCAUCUCAACUUAAUUAUUAUCAUACAAAUUUAUUUUGCUAAAAUAUUUAAAUCAUUCACACUUCUAUUUGUUUAUGAACUUAAAUAAAUACUGAACUGAUAUCUUCAAAAAAGGUAUUAACACAACGAAAUCAAUUAUUUGAAAUUAUCUGAAUUGUGUUUUUAGCUAAAAACAUGUUCAGUCCAGAUUAUGAAAAACGGAUUUUGAAACACUGCAGUCCUGUUGCCCGAAAUUUGUUUAAUUCGUUCGAUGCAGCAAGCACAUCAACAUCACUUGAUCGAUUUAUACCAUGCAGAGCAAAUAACAAUUGGCAAACUAAUUUCGCUUCAAUCAGCAAAUCAAAUGAAAAUUCACCACAAACUAGUAAAAAGCAACGUGAUUGUGGUGAAUCAGCCCGCGAUAGUUUAGCAUAUUCUUGCCUCCUUAAAAACGAGCUUCUUGGAACAGCUAUUGAAGAUGUUAAAGCUGUCAGUGAUGAACGAAAUGAGAAUAACUAUCUUCCGAGUGCAAAAAAAAAUCUUUUUAAAUACCAGUCACCAACGAAACAGGACUUCAAUGAACAGUGUCCCUACUCAUUAUCACCUGUCAGUACUAAAAGCCAAAAACUUCUAAGGUCUCCUAGAAAAGCAACUAGAAAAAUUUCACGGAUUCCAUUCAAAGUGUUAGAUGCCCCUGAACUACAAGAUGACUUCUAUUUAAAUUUGGUUGACUGGUCAUCGCAAAAUGUACUAGCUGUUGGUUUAGGCAGCUGUGUAUAUCUAUGGAGUGCGUGUACAAGUCAAGUAACGCGAUUAUGUGACCUUAGCCCAGAUGCGAAUACAGUAACCUCCGUAUCAUGGAACGAACGUGGCAAUUUGGUAGCUGUUGGCACACAUCACGGUUAUGUUACUGUGUGGGAUGUAGCAGCCAGCAAACAGAUUAACAAACUAAAUGGUCACUCUGCUCGCGUUGGGGCUCUGGCUUGGAAUGGUGAUAUUUUGUCAAGCGGUUCACGAGAUCGUUUGAUAAUCCAACGCGAUACUCGUACACCAGCGCAACAAUCUGAAAGGCAUUUAGCUGGCCACAGGCAAGAAGUGUGCGGCCUAAAAUGGUCUCCGGACAAUCAAUAUUUAGCUAGUGGGGGCAAUGAUAAUCGUUUGUAUGUGUGGAAUCAACAUUCGCUGAAUCCGGUUCAGUCGUACACCGAGCAUAUGGCUGCAGUAAAGGCAAUCGCAUGGUCUCCGCAUCACCAUGGACUGUUGGCGAGUGGCGGUGGAACAGCAGAUCGAUGCAUUCGCUUUUGGAAUACACUAACUGGCCAACCUAUGCAAUGUGUGGACACAGGAUCACAAGUGUGCAAUCUAGCCUGGUCCAAGCACUCCUCCGAACUAGUCUCCACGCAUGGCUACUCUCAAAAUCAAAUCUUGGUUUGGAAAUACCCCUCACUUACACAAGUUGCGAAGCUCACCGGACACUCAUACCGCGUAUUAUAUCUGGCAUUAAGUCCGGACGGCGAAGCGAUUGUCACUGGAGCUGGAGACGAAACACUUCGUUUUUGGAAUGUGUUUAGCAAAGCACGCAGCCAAAAAGAAAACAAAUCUGUGCUCAAUCUCUUUACGAAUAUAAGAUAAACUGAAAAUUAGGAUAAUUUACAUUAUAUAAUUACAUAUAUAUACAUAUAUAAAACAGCUCCUCCUUUAGAAAUUUGCUUUAAAUUGUAUUCUUUUAGCUCUAAAAUCAGUGGCUUCCGGGUUUUCCGGAGAAUCCAAAUCAAAGAAUAACUAAUUUAGCUUGCAAUAGUCACUACACUUUUUUUAACAUUUAUUUUUUUAUUUUUAUAUUAUUAUUAUUUUCUUUUUCAUUUGUUAACAAUUUUUAUUUUGUUAAAAAUCUAUAAUAUAUUUUGUAUUUAACUUUCAUAUGCAUUGUGCGUAUGUCUGUAUGCGCUUGGAGUUAGGAAAAAUUAUUAUAUACAGAAUUAAAUUAAAAAUAUAAUUAAAUUUCAUUUAUUUAAAUAAAGAAUUGUGUGAAAUAAAAAAAAAAA
This is a messenger RNA of Eupeodes corollae, 2660 nucleotides long. RefSeq names its product fizzy-related protein homolog (gene fzr). The record is from RefSeq and is a predicted model, not a curated record. The transcript has 7 exons. Gene Ontology annotation, molecular function: protein binding; anaphase-promoting complex binding; ubiquitin ligase activator activity. The coding region runs from base 811 to 2247 and encodes 478 amino acids. Gene Ontology annotation, cellular component: anaphase-promoting complex. Gene Ontology annotation, biological process: anaphase-promoting complex-dependent catabolic process; positive regulation of anaphase-promoting complex-dependent catabolic process; positive regulation of ubiquitin protein ligase activity. NCBI's taxonomy places the organism in Eukaryota, Metazoa, Arthropoda, Insecta, Diptera, Syrphidae.